AUGGGGGUUUCCAUUGUGCAAGAGCAGCGUGAAAUAAUCCUGGAUACCCUCAAGAACAUUACACAAGGAGAUUGGAAAGUCCUAGUCAUAGACGAAGAAACCAAGAAGAUCCUCGACAAUGUGGUCAAGGAAGAUGACAUUCUCAACCAGAACAUCGCAAACAUUGAGCGCAUCGAGGAGCGCAGGGACAUGAACCCGACCAUGGACGCCAUCUACCUGAUCUCCCCGCUCCCCUAUGUUGUUGACUGCGUCAUGGCCGACUUCGAGAGCCGCCGCUACCAGAAGAGCUUCCUGGUUUGGACCGGCGUCCUGGACCCCCAGCUGCGGCACCGGAUAGACAAGUCGCCAAUGGCACAGAGGGCGCUGGGCGGCUUCGAGACCUUGUCCAUAGACUUCUUCCCGCGCGAGUCGCAUCUCGUGACUUUCAGGGAUCCCUGGAGCUUCCCGGUUCUAUACCACCCAGCUUGCAACGGACUGAUAGCGAGGCACAUGCGCGAGCUGGCGCAAAAGAUUACAGGUCUCUGCGUGGCGCUCGGGGAGUAUCCCAAGGUCAGGUACUACCGUCCCAAGGCGCCUUUACACGAGGCUGCUGUCCUCAGCUCCCACCUUGCGAGGUUUGUGUCGGAGGAGCUCGACUCAUACGCGCAGUGGAACCCGAACUUCCCACCACCGUCUACAAGACCGCAAGGCGUGCUGCUGGUGACGGACAGGUCGAUGGACCUGAUGGCACCCUUGGUCCACGAAUUCACCUACCAAGCCAUGGCUCAUGACCUUCUCCCGAUUCAGGAUGGCGCCAAGACCACCUUCCACAUGACCGUCAAUGAAGGCUCGCCGGAGGCCGAGGAGAAGGACAUGGAGCUCAGCGACAAGGACAAGGUGUGGGUGGACAAUCGACAUCGCCACAUGAAAGACACCAUCGACAAGUUGAUGAGCGACUUUCAAAAAUUCUUGGACCAAAACCCCCACUUCACCAACGCAAACAGCGAUACGACCAGUCUCAAUGCGAUUAAAGAUAUGAUGGCCGGGUUGCCGCAGUUCCAAGAAAUGAAGGAGUCGUAUUCGCUUCACCUGACCAUGGCCCAGGAGUGUAUGAACAAGUUCCAGCACCAAAAACUACCAGAUAUAGCAUCGUCAGAACAAACAAUGGCGACUGGGCUCGAUGAGGAUUUCCGGAAACCGAAAAACGUGCUGGAAGCCGUGGCCCAGCUUCUAGAUGACGAUGCGAUAACGCAGUCGGACCGGCUGCGGCUGAUCAUCAUGUACGCCUUGUACCGGGACGGCGUGAUCUCAGAAGAUAUCAAGCGCUUGCUAGCACAUGCGGCGCUCCCCCCUCAGGACGGUGAAGUGGUACAAAACAUGGAGCUUCUAGGUGGACGGACAACCCGCGGCCUGAAAGACCCCAAACGUGACACGACUCCUAUUUUCCCCAUCGAUACCAAGAACGCGGUUCCUGACGGGGAAUACGCACUUUCCCGUUUCCAGCCCGUGCUGAAACCCUUAUUAGAGCAUCUCUGCAGGGGCGUCCUCGACCAGACACAAUUCCCAUACGUCAAGCCGCCGCUCGACCCCAACGAGGACGCCAUCAUCGGCCAGGGCUCCCUACGUGCGGCAAAGCCGUCAUGGGCAGGUGCUGGCCGCCGUGUCCCCGAGAAUCGCCAGAGGAUGAUUGUCUUCAUGGCUGGCGGAGCCACAUUCUCCGAGGCUCGCACGUGCUACGAGGUCGGCAAUCAGCUCGGCCGCGACGUCGUGCUCGCCACAAGCCACAUGCUGACGCCGCAGCUGUUCGUCCGCCAGGUCGGGGACCUGAGCGUCGACAAGCGCCGUCUCGACCUCCCGAUGGACCGCCCGCCCAAGCGUGCUCCAGCGCACCUCUUCGAGCGACCGGCUCCGCCCGUGGCUGCCGCGCCUCCGCCGCCGGGCAUGGGAACGGGCAUGCCGAACCGACGUCCCGCCCCCGGCGCGGCCCCGGGAGGCCUGCCCGGCGGUCCGAGGGUGGGCGGUCCCGCACCACCCACGCAGGCGAUGGGCCAGAUGAGCCUGGGCUCGGGCGGCAGGCAGAUGUCGCCCGCGAACGGCGGGCCCGGCGCGGUCCCCAGCCCCAGCCCCAGCACCCCGCACAAGCUGGAGAAGGAGAAGAAGAAGCGCGGCUUCCUGGGCAUCAAGAAGAGCAGCCACGGCUAA
Messenger RNA from Neoarthrinium moseri, 2181 nucleotides. RefSeq lists its product as uncharacterized. The coding region runs from base 1 to 2181 and encodes 726 amino acids. Gene Ontology annotation, molecular function: syntaxin binding. Gene Ontology annotation, cellular component: plasma membrane; secretory granule. Gene Ontology annotation, biological process: vesicle-mediated transport; intracellular protein transport. The transcript has 5 exons. Lineage: Eukaryota; Fungi; Ascomycota; Sordariomycetes; Amphisphaeriales; Apiosporaceae. The record is from RefSeq and is a predicted model, not a curated record.